GGAGAGGGUGCGGCCGGCAGCCCCGCCCCUUUUGUCAGCGUUGCGUCUUCUCAGUGAGUGCACUCCAAUUCCGGAGUGUGGAGGCGGCUGCGGUGACCCCGUCGGCUCUCCGGCGUGUCUUGCACGCAGCUGCGGAGGACUCUCGGCUCUGGGCAGUGGGCAUCAUCUUCCCACCUAAAGGUUUCGGAAGCGGGCCAGCCCUCCUCGGCUUUGCCCUUGGUGAUGCGCAGAGGGAGAUUCAGGGUCCGUCGCGAGGUUAAGGCCGAGAGAACGCUAUUGAGUGAAAGCUGCUCCUGAAUGUCUGAGCCCUGGCCUCCCAGGGAAGGGAAAUUAACCCCUAAAACGGCGGUCACCAGCCCCACUUGACAUUCAGAGGCCGGGACCGGCCCGUGGUAGCCGCCUCCCCUGGGGAAAGUUGCGAGUAGUUUUGCAUGGAAUGAUUUUUAAAGGGAGGAAAACUUCCUCUGCAUGGAAAAUGACACUUUCAAAUAUCAAAUCCGCAGCCUGGGCAUACUCUCUGAUUACACUAGGAACUGAAAUGUUAAGUUCUUUUUUCAGUUUCUACUGUGUGAAACUUUUCUUGGAACUGUACAAGAUUUCAGAGUUGGCCUUCUAUCAAUCCCAGGUAAUUUUAAUGAUCUGGAGUGUUCUGAAUGACCUGAGCGGGUAUUUUCUAAUGAACUCUCAGUAUGAUUGCUGUCUAAGUUACCACUGUUCCCUGUUUGGAACCCUUCUGCAUGCAGCGGCCUUCCUGCUCCCUUGGUUCCCUUGGAGACACUAUCAAGAAGGUGACUGGCUCAACGGACUUCAUCUGGUCGUCUCCCUGUGCGCGUUUGACAGCACCCUUACCUGGGUGCAGCAGGCCCAGCGCCGCUUGUUUGCAGAGACUUUCCCCAGACACGAGAGCAGGCUGCAACUGAUGAAAAUCAACCAGGUGGCAUCCCUGCUGGGCUCCACCAGCGUCCUCUUCUGUGGCCUCAUCUCUCACAACAUGGAAAUCCUGCCCAAUUUUCAGGUCGUCGCCGUCGUCACCGCCUUCCUGGCAGCUACCAGCCUUUACAGUGGCAUGUUCCAUAUGCGGCAUUUUGAAUGUAAAAGAAACCCGAAGGAAGCCUUCCUCUCUGAGAGUGAACAGGAGCUGGCGUGGACCUCCACCAUCUUACCCAUGAGACAGAUCUUGUCUCAGAGGAACUUCCACCUUUUCCUCAUCGUGAAUUUCUUCCAAGUCUUCCAUUUGACCUUGUUCAGUAACUUCAUGAUGAUCUUUGCAGAUAACCUCAUUCCCACCGAGGCUCUCUCUUCUUCCGCAAGGAGCGUCAUGUAUGGGGCUGCCUUCAUCUGCCCUCAGUGCCUGGUACUUCUAGGUCAGUCCUGGCUGAAGAAAUAUGGUUACUAUAAGAUUAUCUUAAUUUCUUUCUACCUAGAAGGAGCGGCCGCCACUGUCAUGUUACUUCUGGGACAGGAGUACUAUUACUGUUUGGCUGUUUAUUUCACUUUUAUCAUGGUGAUUGUUCACGCCUCUUUUUGCUUAUUUAACUUGCCACUGGCUGACAUGGUUGAUGCAGAUUUACUGAAGUUUAACAGGCAGUCUCCCCUUUCUUUGAUGGUUUUUGGCAUCAGCGCUUUGUUUACCAGGCCUGCCCAGUCUUUGGCUCCCAUGUUGAUCCUGUCUAAGCUAACCCAGUAUGGAUAUGGAGAGCCCAACAACAGAAUACUUUUAGAUCUUCAAGACACCAUGUUUAGUUUGGUUUGUGUGGUCCCGCUGGGCAUCGCCAUGGUGCAGAUUCUGACUUGGAGCUCCUUCUCCAUCAGGAACAGAGCAGACUACUCAGGGACUGUGUAAGCACAGCAGCCGGCCGUGCUGGGCGGUGGUGCCGGCAACACUCCUCCAAGUGCCUGUCAGUCCUUACAGGUUAUGCUGUGCUCAAAGGCAAAACUAAUCUUUACACCCUCUCGUUUGUUUAAAAACCAAAGCAAAUAAAACAAAACCUGACUGCGUG
Molecule: messenger RNA, 2000 nt
Organism: Peromyscus eremicus (cactus mouse)
Lineage: Eukaryota; Metazoa; Chordata; Mammalia; Rodentia; Cricetidae
Product: transmembrane protein 180-like
Exons: 7
Coding region: 437-1843 (468 amino acids)
Source: RefSeq, a predicted model, not a curated record